This is a messenger RNA of Lasiodiplodia theobromae, 1392 nucleotides long. RefSeq names its product Amino acid transporter. The record is from RefSeq and is a predicted model, not a curated record. Gene Ontology annotation, cellular component: vacuolar membrane. Gene Ontology annotation, biological process: amino acid transmembrane transport. Gene Ontology annotation, molecular function: amino acid transmembrane transporter activity. The coding region runs from base 1 to 1392 and encodes 463 amino acids. Lineage: Eukaryota; Fungi; Ascomycota; Dothideomycetes; Botryosphaeriales; Botryosphaeriaceae. The transcript has 5 exons.
AUGACGGGCCAGGACUUCACCACCGCGCCGCCGGUGCACCACGACGACAACCUCGAGACCAAGAAGCGUCUCUCGAGCCAGAACGAUGAGGAGGGAUACGCCAAGGAGCUGCAGCAGCAGCCGCUCGACCCGUAUGGCGAUGAGGUCGGCGCUGCUGUGCAGUACAAGACGAUGAAGUGGUGGCAGGGUGCAAUUGUCAUGAUUGCCGAGAACAUCUCGCUGGGUAUUCUUUCGUUGCCUGCAGUCAUCGCCAAGGUCGGCCUGAUUGGUGGUCUCAUCGCCAUCGUCGGUCUUGGCAUCUUCACCACCUACUCCGGCUACCUGCUGUGGCAGUUCCGCAUGCGCUACCCCCAGUGCACCAACAUGGGUGAUGUCGGCGAGGUUCUGUUUGGCCGCUUCGGUCGCGAGUUCUUCGGUGCUUUCUACGUCCUCUACUGCAUUUUCUCCGCCGCCAGCCAUCUCUUGACCUUCGUGAUUGCCAUGAACGUCCUGACUGGCCACGCGACGUGCAGCAUUGUCUGGGGCAUUGUUGGACUCGUCAUUUUCAGCAUCCUCACCAUUCCUCGCACCCUGAAGAACGUCUCGUUCCUGUCCAUCAUCUCCUUCCUGAGCAUUCUUUCCGCUGUUCUGCUCACCAUCAUUGCCCUCGGCGUUGCUCCCAAGGCCUCCUACUCCGAGAUGGACGGCGUCUACCACCCCAGCUUCCCCUCGGCCUUCAACAGCAUUUCCAACGCCGUCUUCGCCUAUGGUGGCCACGUCGCAUGGCUCAGCUUCAUCAGCGAGUUCCGCAACCCCGAGGAGUUCCCCAAGGCCCUGUAUACUCUGCAAUCCAUCGAUACCACGCUUUACGUCAUUGCCGCCCUGACCAUCUACCGCUACGCCGGCGAGGACGUCCCCAGCCCUGCUCUCAGCGCCAACAGCGCCGUCGUCAGCAAGGUUGCCUGGGGAAUUGCCAUGCCCACCAUCGUCAUCGCCGGUGUCAUCUUCGCCCACGUCACGGCCAAGUACGUCUACCUGCGCAUGUUCGCCGGCACCAAGUACCUGCACAGCCGCGGCGUCGUGGCGACGGGCUCGUGGAUCGGCCUGGGCGUCGGCACGUGGACCAUCUCGUGGAUUAUCGCCUCGUCGAUCCCCAACUUCAGCGACCUGCUCGGCUUCGUCAGCGCCCUGUGCGCGUCGUGGUUCUCGUACGGCAUCCCCGGUUUCCUGUGGUUCCACCUCAACAAGGGCCGCUGGUUCAACGGCCCCAAGCAGAUCCUCUGCGCCUUCUCCAGCUUCUGCCUCAUCGUCAUCGCCAUCAUCAUCUUCGGUGUUGGCCUGUACGCCUCCGGCUACCAGAUGUCCAUCGACUCGUCCGGUGCGAGCUGGAGCUGUGCUGACAACUCGAAAUGA